This is a messenger RNA of Cherax quadricarinatus, 1598 nucleotides long. RefSeq lists its product as uncharacterized. Lineage: Eukaryota; Metazoa; Arthropoda; Malacostraca; Decapoda; Parastacidae. The record is from RefSeq and is a predicted model, not a curated record.
AGGACUGCCUGAAGGCUUGGCUGCAGCUGAGGGAGACGCCCUUGCUGGGCUGUAUCUGUCCUGACGGUCUGGAUAAGAAGUGUUCCCGCCUCUACUCCCUCGUCAACGAGAACCCUUGUGUCGAGUCUGACCACAACUUGUCUCUGGAGCAGCUCAAACAUGUGGCUGGUACCUGUCAAUCAGCCCUCGAAGACUGCAUGACGGAGUCAACGUGUCGAAGUCACCUGGAGAUGGUAAGCAGCCACUGCGACACCGCCUACUGUCACAAGGACGCCUGCAGGAGCUCCAUUCAGGAUAUUUACAAGUUCCUGCUGGAAACUAACCAAGAUCUCGCCCUCAAGAUUGCUCUCUGUGUCUGCAGAGACGCGACGAAGGAGGGGCAAACGGAGUGCUCGCGCGCCCAGCGGCGCCUCCACCCGCCGUGCGCACACAUGUCAGCCUCGGUGUCAGCGCGUCAGUGUCACAAUCUGGGUCGGGACUGUCGCUCUGACCGCGUCUGCAGGUACAGACUGGAGCACUACGAACUGUCGUGUGCGGCAGAUACCAUGACUGGGAGGUGUGCAGGUCAGCACCAAGAGUGCACUAAGGCUAUGCUGGGACUCCUGGGCACUGACCUCCACACCAAUUGUGUGUGUAAGGGCAGCGCCUUCCAAGACAUUAACCAGUGUCUUGCCUGGAAGCGUCUCCUCUGGGGCAACCCUUGUGUAGUGGAGUCGCAGUUGACGUACCACCUGGCGCAGCUGGGGAUGGACGCUGAUGUUCUGGUGUCUUCCUUUACUGAUGAUCACCACCAGCAGGUCGACUCCCACCACCAGGGAGAGAAGGCCCCAUCACCUCACUACGCUCUUGGUCGCGGGGACGGCUACAAGAACCACGACAAUGGCUACGACCCGCUAGACGACCAGAACGACGCUGACACCGAGCUAGUAAAGGCCACUGACACCCGUCUGCAGGCCAGGAAGGUGGCCAGCACUCCCCAGAGUGAUUAUACACUUCCCCAGGCUGCCCCUGCUGUGUCCUCUACCACUACCACCACCACUACCACCACCACUGCCUCCACUACCACCACACUGCUUACCACUACCACCACUUCGCCAACCACCACACUUCCGGAGAGAUACUGCGAGGUUGAGCGAAACACCAACACACACAUUAUAGAGGAAGGCAGCAGUAUGAGGCUGUACAAAGAGGGUGACGAGGAUUGCUCAGAGCUGUGCUUCUGCGAGCUUCACGAGAAGACAAAAUGCAAGGUUCUCGAGUGUGUGAUCAACCGACCCUGUGAGACGCACUACGCAGUGUACCACCACAAUGCUCCUGCCUACCAGGCCUACCGCGGCAAGUGUGUCUGCUACUCCGGCAACUUCAUCUGCCAGCGUCCCAGAGCAGAGGAGUACAACCUGCCGACGGGACUGUUCCUGCUGCUGGGGUUCAGCAGGACGGAGGAGGCGCUGCUGAAGAACGUGACGGAAGGCACCGCUAUCGACGCUCUCGUUCCCCUCCAGCAUAUCUUCAGAACCAUCUCUGCCAAUAUGGGAGUUAGUACCUGUGCACAUCGUCUUCGUGUCCCUUGCCUCUCUUGUGGUAACAAGAACAUUUAA